AUGCUGGAUAAUAUUGCUGAGCUACUUAUUUAAGAAGGUUUCUAAGCAAAUAUAGAUUUAAAUAGCAUUAAUUGCUAAUUUACAAAACCAUAUUUGAUUAAUUAAAUCACAUUUGAUGGAGUUUAAUUAAGUGAUGGCCAAUAGGUUAAAAUAUAAAUUACAAUUUGUGAUGAAUAAUUGUUCGAAAAAAAGAAGAGAAUUUAUUUUGUAAACUAAACUAUAAAUAAUUUUGAGUUUUGUAUAAAAAUCUUGAAGCAAAUUCUGAUUGAUCAAGAAAAAAUCUGCAUUUUCAUAUUUGAAAAUUAUGAAGAAACUUUGGAGGAAGAGCUUUGUGAAAUGAAAAAAUAAAAUAUUAAUUUUAGUGAAAAACAAAUAGUUUAAAUGUAUAUGAAUAUGAUUUAUUCUCUUAUAGAGAUGUGUUCGCUUAAUAUAGUCCAUGGAGAAAUUAAUCCAUCAAAUAUAUUUAGAAAAUCUAAUGGAAAGUACAAGCUUUUAAAUGGAUAGAAUUUAAGUUUUUAAGAAUUUCAAGAAUUAUAUAGUGAAGAAAAUUUAUAUAAUAUAUUUGUAGCACCUGAGGUAAAGUAGAAGUUAAGUUUGAUGCAAACAAAUGAAUUCUAAAAGAGUCAUGCAAAGUGGUAAUAAGAUGUAUACAGUAUGGGGUUGUGUUUUUUAAAUAUAUUACAGGUUGAAAUUAAUGAGAAAGUAAUACAAUAUAUAAAAAAUUCUGAAUUUUCUGCUAUAAGAUAGAAUAUUGAUCCUUUGUAUAAAAGUUUUUGCACCUUUAUAUUUGAUUUUAUGCUUUAAUAUGAUGGAUAUAAACGAGACUUACCUUAUAGAUUAAGAAGAAGUUUAAUUUAUUUCUAUUCAGAUUUACAUAUUUCUGUUGAGGAAGAAUAUUAAAGGAUUGAAAAUCAUAUUAAUCACUAUAAUUCUUCAGUUAAAGUUGAUGACUUGUAUUUGGCUAGCUAAUAUUUGGUACUGUCUUAAACUUACUUAGAAAAUAGAUGUGAAGAUCAUAUUCUUAAAUGCAUGGAUAUUCUAAAUAAAUUAAAUAAAAAUAACACAUUUGAAGAGGCAUUGGCUUAUCUUGAGCUAGGAAUAAUUAAAGUUAAUACACAAAAGUAUUCAGAUUCUCUAGAAGCUUAUCAGAAGAGCUUAGAAAUACAAAAAAGAAUUCUUGGCGAUUCACAUAUUUUAGUAUCAUACACUCAUAAUAAGUUAGCAUUUGUAUAUUUUUUCUUACAAAACUAAGAGAUGUCUUUUAUUGAAGAUGAAAUAUCUUUAAAUUUCAGGUAGAUUAAUUUUUAGAACAAUCAUACAGAUAUUGCUGACUCUCUUAGUUGUGUUGGAUUUAGCUAUUUAUAAAAAAAUGAUUUACAAAAAGCUUUGGAAUACUCUUAAAAAUCUUUCGAAAUGAGAAAAGAACUUUUUGCUGAAAAUCACCCAGAUAUUGCAGGGUCUUUAGAAGAAAUAGGAAUAGUAUUUACUCAUAUGAAAGAUCACAUAACUGCUCAUACUUAUUAUGAAAGAGCUCUAUAGAUAAGAUAAUAGAUUUAUAGUUCAUUUCAUAAUGAAAUAGCAAAGUCUUAUGAUAGCUUAGCUGUUUCUUUUUCUAAGUUAGGUUAAGAAGAAACAUCAUUAGAAUUUGAUUUAAAGGCUCUUAAUAUUAGGUAAUAAAUAUACCCAAAGCUACAUCCCAAAGUAGCAAGGUCAAUAAAUAAUAUUUCAAUAUCAUAUUUAAAGCUUAGUGAUUACACAAAAGCUCUUGAGUAUGCUUAGGAGUCUUAUGGUAUUAGAAAAUAAAUACUGCCCUAUUAUUUUCCAGAUAUCGCUGAAUCCCUCUCCACUCUUGGUUCAAUAUACUACAGAUUAGAAAAUUAUGAAGAAGCCAUAAAAUGUUAUUAAUAGACGAUAAAAAUAUUUAGUUAAAUUUACUAAAUUCUACAUGAAUAUACUGUCGAUUCAUAUCUUAGCUUAAGUCAGUGUUAUAAAAAAUAAGGAGACAUAAAAUCUGCUCUGGCUUAUGAAUUAAAGCUACUUAAGCUUAGAGAAAAAUUAUACACAAGAUAUCAUCCAGAUGUAGCACUUUCUUGCGAUAAUGUAGCUAUGCUAUACUCUUAUUUACAUGAAUAUCAUUUAGAAUAAAAAUAUUAUUUGGACUCAUUUACAAUCAGAAAAAGACUUUUAGAUACAUAAGAUGAAUUAAAAAAUGAAGAAUAUUUGAAUUCUAUUAAAAAUAUAGCCUUAUCUUAUCUAAAUCAAGGUAAAUUUGAAAAAUCUAGAUAAUACUUUUCAAUAGUAUUUGAAUCAAUCCUACAUCAAACAUCAUGUUCGUAGCAUUUUAUUUCCUUUUUAAACAGUUUAACAAAUCUACAUUACUAAAUGAAAAACUACUCUUAAAUCUAUACAUAAUCUAAAACAUGUGUUAAAUUAGCAAGAUAGUGCUCUCCUUAAAGUGGAAUAAAUACCAAUCUCAUAGUUAUGAAUCAUGCUAUCAUCUCUCGUAAAUAAUAAAGCUCAUCAUCUCAAUUAAUCUAAUUUAAUAGCUGA
This is a messenger RNA of Tetrahymena thermophila SB210, 2550 nucleotides long. RefSeq names its product tetratricopeptide repeat protein. Gene Ontology annotation, molecular function: protein binding. NCBI's taxonomy places the organism in Eukaryota, Ciliophora, Oligohymenophorea, Hymenostomatida, Tetrahymenidae. The transcript has a single exon. The record is from RefSeq and is a predicted model, not a curated record.